This is a messenger RNA of Rhopilema esculentum, 12228 nucleotides long. RefSeq lists its product as uncharacterized. The record is from RefSeq and is a predicted model, not a curated record. Gene Ontology annotation, cellular component: nucleus. Lineage: Eukaryota; Metazoa; Cnidaria; Scyphozoa; Rhizostomeae; Rhizostomatidae. Gene Ontology annotation, molecular function: DNA binding.
CACCGCAAAGAUCGCAAACUAGUUGUCACUUUAGCUAUAACCUUCAUUACCUCCACCCAGCAUUACGAACAAAAGCUCGUUCAUCAAGAAACCGAUGUGAUCGCCCUUAAUAUGUCAUGUCGGUCAGCAAAGAUAAAUAAUCCAUGCUUGUAGGGUCGGAGCGCUUUUUCUAACAGCGGAUAUUCCGUUCAUCAGCGGUCACCAGCAGGCGACCAGCGCGGCAAAGCCCCUGCGGGUUACCUUUGGCGAACCGUGCAGACCGUGUACUAUCACGCCAAGCUGCCGUCGACAACAAUCAUUACACGGGCCGAUAAAAACAUCGUAUAUUGCAACAACUACAGUUCUCCACGGACAAGGCAAACCAAUGCACAAGAUAUGGAGCCUCAUCAGCAUGGUCUGAUAAAACAAAGAAUAGAUUCUGAAGAUCUGUCAGAUAUUUACUCUGCAAGUGAGAGGAAGAAAGGCUCCAGAGCACCAUGGACUUCUCAGGACAUGAUAUCUGCAAUGUUACUUGUGAAACAAGGAAUGUCAAUAACAAAGGCAGCCCAGAGUUUGAAUAUUCCAAGAACAACCUUGAGGGACAGGGUUACAGGGAAAGUAAGAAGUGCAAAAAGAGCAGUUACCACCUCAGCUUUAAGUGCUCAGGAUGAAAGGGCGCUGAUAGACUACUACAAAAUCAUGAGAAAGCAAGGAUAUGGAAAAGCCAAAGAUAUGAUCAUGUACAUGGCAGGAAAGACGGUGAAGAAGAAUGGAAACGUUUCAGGGGAACCUUUUCCUAGUACAAAGUGGUGGCAGUCGUUUUGUGCAAGACACAAUCAACCGUUAGCAAAUGAAUCAGAGGAAUUUUACGGAAUGCAAAAACAACGAGUGAGGGAUAUGUUGCUUAGUAAUUGCACGCAACAACUGUUUGAUGGGUUAACAUCGAAUAAAUAUGGUAUAAAUUUUCUUGAACAUUCUGAAUUGAUUUUCAGUUGUAACGAGAGUUCUUUUGACUUAAAUGAUAUGGCAAAACGGUUUAAUCAGUAUAAAUCGGAAAUGGGGAAAACUGGCCAAGAAGCUUGUGAAGAAAUGAAUACUGAUGCAGGAGAUCAUGCAGUCUCGCGAGUUGAUGGUAAAAUUUCAGUAUCUUUAGAUAACGACACGAGAAUGUCAAAACCACGUGAAGUCUCGGUGAUUACUUGUGUGAAUGCACUAGGCCAAUCUCUUCCACCUUUGUUUAUCCACAUGUCAGACAAUCGGGACACGCCCAGGGGAAACUUCGAGAAGUAUGCUCAAGAUCGACUUGAUGAUGAUUUUUUCCUCGUAUGGUUUCAUGACAUCUUUCUGCAGAAUCUCGCGAGACGCGGGCCUUGUAUUCUAAUAUACGAUGGCCAAAAUUGCUUAGUAACGCGAGAAAUGUUAAUGGCUGCCUCUGUAAAUGACGUCAUAAUGUUUUGUAUCCCAGCCGUUUUAUCUCAAGAGCUCCAGCCUAUGGAUCUUUCACUUGACGGGGUUUUUAGUGAAACUUGGAAGAAUGUCGCUGUUAACCAUGAGCCUCAUAAUACUUUUAUUACUAAUCAAGCUUUCACAGAAAUCUUUAAAGAGUUCUGGGGUAAUGUCUCAAGUGAAGUUGUUGUCACCGAUCGAUUCAAAUCUGUUGGAAUCUUUCCGUUUUCUCGCCAGAAUAUCACCACAGCAAAUUUAAACACAGUCUUUGAAGGUGAUGACUUCGGCCCUGAAAGACUGAACCCAAUUUUAGGCCCUGAUCCGGAUUUAAACUUGCAGGGAAGAAGAAAAGAUAGCUUAGUGAAUAUAGCGAUGAAAAACCCGCGAAGUAAUCUUGGGAAUUUCGACAAGCAUGUGGACGGAAAUCAGAAUUUCGUGCGGCCGAGCGGUAGGAUAACAAGGCCAACGAUGAGCAUUUUGAAUCAGCCUCUUAAUGAUCCUCCAAUCAUCACACAGAUGAUGAACGAUGAGGAUGAAUUCCGGGAAGAUUUCCCAGAAAUUUCGAAUUCCACUGAUGAGUUCUCCUCCUGUAGCGACGAGGGAAGCUCAAGUAUGGUUGCCCUGAGUUCAAGUGUCACAAGCCUGCCGAAUUCAGGACCUCAAAAAGGUUCUUGUGACAGUUUACCCGGGGUAUCAAUGGAACAUGUGAUCUCCCCAACAAUGGCGCCGCAGAAACGACUUCAUAUGCCCAAAGUAACGGAGGUCAAUUUAUACGACAGACACUUACUAUCGCCCCCUGCCUCUGUAAGGAAUCCUAUGGCUCAGUUUCAACGAGUUAUUCACACUGGGCCGGGUACUCUAUCGCGUAAACGACCGAGUCCAUAUGCUGAGAGCAGGCCAAGCGCACCAAAGGCUUACCCAUUGUCAGGAGUGUCAUUACGGUAUUCAUCGCCUGAUAUUCGUUCGGAUGCAUUCAUCCGCGGUCAGUCCAACAUUGCAGAACUUCGUGCCUUGGAAGAGGUGCUUGAUCCAGUUAGGAAAGCCAAGUUUCAAAAGGCUUUUGACGACGGUCUGGAUGUCACAGAAGACUUCGAUCCGCUGUUUCAGUUAUGGAAGUCUGUAAAGCUUAGGUUUAUUCAAAACCCAGGGCGGGUUGAGCAUAACCCACAUGCCUGCCAGAUUAAUCAAGUUUCGCCAAGCAUAAUCGAAAUAGCCCCAAAGACGACUGGCUCUGCAACUUCGGCUGAUACUCGACUAACUUCGCACCAGACUAACUCCAGUUGCCAGUGCAGUGAAAACUUUCGAACGAUAUUAACGCCGGCGGGAAAUCUCUCCGUUAACAGAAACGCAACUGUGAUUGUCAUAAUGCCAGAGAAACAGGGUGCUCAAGAGGAAACAGCCACUGGUGAAAGUGCCAAUGGAAGGGACCAGGGUAGUUGUAGCACCUCUGUGUAGCAUGAAUGUUAAUUAGGAAAUUCAUAAUUUAUUAGAGGUAGAAAAUUUUAUAAACAGGAUUUAUAAUCUUUCCAUAUUUCACCGUAUCUGCAAAGUUGUAGGAUGCGGAUAUUUGUGAAGAAAAUUACGUUUAUUGUUAGUAUUAUCAUGUCUCAAGCACCCAGUGCAUUAGCGAUUGCCUGAGGAUACUUAAGAAAUUGAAAUUGUAAUCUUUUAGCAAGUAUAUAUGCUCGCUGUCAAGUUAGAAUAUAAAUAGUUGUCUCGAUAAGUUAUCAGAAACUUUGAUCGUUCCGUUACAAUUUCAAUUCUCCCCCGUUUUGUAUCUCAAUUUGACCGUUUAUCGCUCCCUCUUCACCCUUUUAUCACAACCACUCAACCCUUUUUUUAAGAAGUCACAACCACUUUAAAGUGCCCCUUUCUUGCCUCAUGUUUUUUUCAAAACUCGCUUUUUUUUUAGUUAUGGUAUUUGUGUACCAGUAUUUUAUGACUUUUAUUGAGAAAUUGUGUAUUUAUGUUCGAAUUUUGUUUGAAAGUUAAGAGGUGACUGAAAAUUCACGUUGUGGUAACUUUUGUAAUCAAUGCUUUGACAAAACUUUCAAGAACUUUGACGUUUACCCGGGACCGUUUAGAUAGAUGACCCUCUAAGGGUAAGAUGUUAUGACCAUAAAGGGGUAGAAUAUGACGGUCCUAUUAGGGUUUGAGAUGAAUGGCUGGUUGUUUAGGUUAAGGAGUGGGGAUUAUAGGGACAACCCUUUGCGAGCAAGGGUGGCAUGAUUCUCGUGGAUAUAUUGUGGGGUAUGGCAAUGAUGAAAAGCUAGGGGACAUUGUGGUUCUGACAUUACUGUCAUUAAAAUGUGUCAAUUGCAGGGGUUUCAAAUUUUGUAAUAGCUGAAGAUAACUAUGUCAAAACUAAAGCUUAAUUACACGACAAAUGUAAUAUACUUUUAAAAUAUUGACUUAAUUAGUUGUUCGUAGAGGCUCUCCUCUUUUGCUUUUGCCCUACUUUUUGGUAUCACAGCUUCCUUUCAGCUGAAGUACUAUUUAUUUACCUACCAUUUGGCUCCAAUGGUACGUAAGUCUUUUAUGACGUCAUAAGUGAUAUUUCUUCGAGAACCUGGCUCUCAGUCGUUUCCUCAAGCACUUUUGAUAAUGUAAGGAAGAUAAAAAAAGUUUGCGUGUCGAGACCUGAAUGCUUAACAUGUAAAAGUAAAAGUGUUAACAUCCUAACAUUUUGACUACACAGCGGUCUUGGGAUUGGUCUAGCGGUGUAACCAAAAGAUGUCUCUUUUUUAUAACUAUACAUACACAAUCACAUAGUCCGCUCCAAAAGAUACCUCUUAUAAGGAAAAUUAGACCUAUUGGUCUACUAACAACACUUUCAAAAUUAUUUGAAAAAACAAUAGAGCUCCAACUCUCGCCCUUUCUUAAAAAAAAAGUCUCAAAUUUGUUGUGCCAUUAGAAAAAGCUUUUUUUCGAAGUAUGCUCUUUUUUAGACUUUUUAAUGACUAGAAAAAGGCUAGAAAGCAGAAAAUACAUCGAUGCUAUUCCUAUGGACUUAUAGAAAUCUUUGACUGUCUACCUAAAAGUCUUCUUUUUGCAAAACUACUUGCUUACAGAGUAGAAAGAAGUUCUCUAUUGCUUAUACAAAACUAAGUCACCGGCAGAAAGCAAAAAGUCGUAGUUAAAAGACAACUGCACCUGGGGUAGGCUUGGACAAGGAGUACCGCAAGGGUCGCUACUUGGUUCCCUGCUCUAAUACACUUAUAAUUAUAUUUUUUACUACCUUGAUAAUGGAUCACUGUGCAAUUUUGCCGUUGACAACACACUUUCUGUCAUUGCAACGAAUGCUGAUGAACUGGUACAACUUAUAGGCCCUUAAAAAGUUAAACACCAAUAAAUGCCUAGGACUAAACGCAUAGAUAAACGGGGAGUAAACACAGGAAAACGGGAUAAGGUUCGCGCGUAUUCAAAAUGUGGAGUUCCUCUGUGGCCCCUAAUUAAAAUGACUAAACAUUGGCAUUGAUGAGCAGUUGAUUGAUAUAGCCAGAAAUGGGUAUAAGAAUCAGCUGUUCAACAGGACCUCCGAGAAGUGGGGGCCGGGGGGCCAUGAUCCCCUCACUUUUCUGCAAAACAAUAUACGUUUUUACACAAACUUUUUUGUUAUAGGUGUUAAAUUUUCUCUUGCCCCUCCCCACUUUCCAACCUGUCUCGGAGCCCAUGUAUAAGGGAGUUUAGAAACUACUUUAAAAAAUGAUGACACUGAAAAUUCUUAAGCACACGCCUUAGUUCAAUUAACUUCGCUUCCUUAGGGCCAUAAAUUUUAGUUAAAAUAUUUAUGGUCCAAUAUGGAACAAAGUGUGACAAAAAACUCAAUCCAUUGACUUUCGAUCCAAUUUUAUUGACUGUUUCAAGAGGUCUAAGUUUGUUAAAUAUAUUCCCAUGUAGCAUGUACUUCAAUUUCAAUCUUAACUAUACAUUUGAUUUUCAUAUGAUGUUCAGUUGUGUGCAUAUAUGUGUAACGUUUUGUUGUGCACUAGGUUUCAUAAAAGUGAAUGCAAUACAAAUAUUUUGCCUUGCAAUAUAUACCUUCUUCACCUUGAAAGGAAAUAAAGCUUACUUCAAUUCAAUAAAAAAAUUAUAGCUAAUUUGUUCUGGACAUGCAUUUCGUUAGCAAUCAGUAACAUAACUUCACAAUGUUUUGACUCCACUAUGAAUGGACCCCAGCCUUCUUUUCCUAAGAGAAUCCUGAUUGCUUGCGGCGCCACAGUGCGCAUACAUGAAGGUAUGAAUAUGCCAGGCCACAAGAAAUCUUCCAAAUAUUGAACCACUCGAAUGCAGUAAAACCAUGAAUUGCCUAUGGAACCGUAUGUGUAUCUGCACACAGGUAAACAUGCUUUAUAAAAAUUAUUAUCUUUAGUACAUCGAUGCAUAAUUCUAACACACCAUAAGUUAAAAUGUGAGUUUAUAAUUCAAUUAUGUAUCUGAUAUAAAUCUUAAACAUAGUACUUUCGAAUAUCUAAAAUACAAUUUUCUAAUUGUUAUUUAUUAAAUUUUAAGCUUUCACUCGAGCUAGAUGUUGGUGCUAAGAUCUUUUAUUGAAAUUCUCCUAGUUUACUUUUGCUUUCACUUCAGUUCCUUCGUUUUUUCACAGGCUAUGCUUCGACUUCAAAGAUCGUUCGAUCAAAGCGUUGUGUUCAUUUGAAAAGGAUAUUAGAGCCAAAAUAGUUACCACAAUGGAUUUUGGUAUCUUAGCUUGACAAAUAUCAAGAUAAAGCGGUUGAAGGUUAGUUUGCACAACCGACAGGAAUGCUGGAUCUCUUUUUUAAUGUUUUACUAAGGACGUAUUUCUGUUCGAAGCGGGACUCAUUUCAAGACCAGAGCUCUGUCUUAUACUUAUCCAGCUCUAUCGUCAUAUGCUUUUGCAUUGAGGCUUAUUUCUACAUUGCUAACGAUCUGUAUGCUUCAGAGGUUCAAUAAAAUAUUAUUAUUCAAGAACUACGGAGUACGAGCACAUUAACGAUUGAGGAGUGGUAAAAGCUUUUGAUAUUCUAAAACUAGGGGCUAAAAUGUUUGGGCAGUAGCUAAAAAUAUCUUUUGAGAAUAUAUAAGGGCUGAAGCCCUCACAGUCCCCUUCUUUAUUCCGAGACGACUGUUUAUAUUUUAAUGACGACCAGUAUCCGGAUUAGGCACAAAUAGGGCCUGAUGCUGCAGCAAAAAAGUUUUUUAUUGGGCCUAUUCAGCUCCAGGAAAAUUCUCGUCUGUUUUCAUCCGGGCCCCUUUCAGGGAUGGGCCUAACGCUGCAGCACCAAUAGCACCCAUCUUAGUCCGGCCCUGAAUUGACGAGGGCAAUGAACUAAAAUUCAAUAAUGUGGUAGCUUUAAACUUUCGCCUUUAAUUAACUAAUUUAAUGCAAAUUAUUAAAAACUAGACGUCUAUUUUAUGCGUGAAAACAAAAUAAUUACAUUAUAUAUACGUAUGCACAAAGAAAGAGUUCUAAGGAUUUUGUUAAAAAAUUUGGAUGUAUAGGGGACUCGUCAUUAUUGUCCUAUGUUGAUCCAAAGGGGGCAUUUAAAAUGAGACUGAUAAUGGCUUUGUGCUUGAUCUAGAAGCUCUUAUGUAUUUUGUCUGUAGAACUAAAUUAUCAGAUAUAACUGUGAGAAUAUAUUUUUGGAUCGUUCAAUGUUCAUAUCGUGAAUAUAUGUAAACUGACAGGGUGCAUUAGGAAACAGGGCUAAGGUAAGUUCUGAUUUUGGAAAGUGAACAUUCUUGAUAAAAUAAAGCAUCUUGGAUGUUAACAAAAAGAUACUUCUUGAACCGAUAUCACAAAAUGAAAAUUAGAUCAAAUUGAAAACACCUGUAGCACUUUCUACUAACACUUUGAAUGAUUCCUAUUCCAAAAUGAAUAGCUUGGGGGUAUCUGAAUUCGCAGUCAUGGAUGGGGAAGAAUUUAUCUUAUGCGAGGAAAAUUCUGGUUAAGUGGAUGUUUAAGCCGAAUAAACUCUAAAUAUAAGUUAACUCCACGCUAAAAAUGCUCUACUUUGAAUAACAGCUUCGAAUUUUAGAAACACGUGGUCUAUUUAUUAUCAAACUUCUUCCUUAAUUGGGCAACAGACGAGGAGGAGGAUUUUUCGGCUGCCUCAUUUUCAGUUUUCUUUGGUGGCAUUGUAUCCUUCCUUUUAAACGCAGUUCUCGAAGAAAUCUUGCCACUUCUUCGCAAAGGAGCACCUUGAACGAAUUCUGCUGUCUCUUGUUUCUCAUAUUGCUGCUUCAAGUUCCUUACUGAGGGGCUCUUUGGGUUUGUGUCUUGAUCUAAAGACUUUUUCUUGUCAUCGACAUCUUUCGUCUUUACUUUACUUUGGGUUUUCGUAACAACUUUGGUUGUUUGUUUAUUUUCAGUUUUUGUCUUUGAGUCUUUAAGGCCAGCCGAUUUUGUCUUAGGCUUUGUGUCUUCUGAACUUUUUGCUUUUUCACUAUCUGUCUUCGCUUUAACAGUCCCGCCUGUAGAAAACUUUUUUGAUGAAGCGCCACUAGUGUCCUCUUUCUUCUUUUGUGAUGAUUUAGAACUAUUUCUACUAAACCAAGAUAUUGUCCUUUUCCGUGUUUGUUUUAAGCUUUCUUUCGAGCCUGUAUUAGGUUCCUUUUCUAAUGCAGAUGCCCCUUUUACAACACCUGUACUCCUACGUUCACCUGAUUUGCUAUUUUCCGAAUAUUUUCCAUCGUCAAGAAUUUGUGGUUCAGAAUUUCCAUUUUUUUUCGCUACUUGCUUACUUUUUCCCUUUAUUCUCUCUUUCUUCGUAAUUGAUGAUUUGGAAGUUUCUCUGUCUCUUUUUUAGUCCCAGCAUUUGCUAAAGCAUUCCCUCUUACUACCUGCGAAUUCGGUGAUUUAUCAAGCGGCCCUCUAUCUUUAGAUGCUGUCUUCCCAUAUGGACUGUUCUUCGGAUAGGUAACUUUAGCUUGCAAUCGAUUUCUCCCCUUCGGCUCCGUAGUAUCCUUCUUCAAACCGCCUUUGCUCAUUCCGGCACCAGUAACACUUCUUGGGCUAUCAACCACGGAAGAAGCAGAAGAAUUAGGCGUACUUGACCGGACGCUAUUCUGUCGCUCAUUGGAUCCAGGCCUAGAACCAACCUUUUUUGAAACAGCCAUCUCAUAAACAGAAGAUGAAGUAGGUUCUUUUGUUUUAUCAAACUUCAAAGACAUAUAAGUGCUGUUUUUCGAAUUCAUAUCGGUGUCCUCGUUUCCAGGCCUCUUGCCAUUGACUUUCAGCCUUGCAACACCGUAACUUGAAGCGUCACUGUUUUUCUUGUUCGUCUUGGGUCUCCAGCCCUCUGUUAUAUAAUUUUUAAGUUUUACAACAUUAAGUCGACAGUUUUUACCCUUCAAUAAACCAUUUAUCAUUUCCUCAUCCACCACAAGGUCCCACAGCAAAUCUCCAUUCACUUGAUUGUUUUUACAAAAUCUUGCAAAAUCAUGCAUGCCUAGGCCAGUAAGAUGGCUUUCAACUUCGGCCUCUGUCCAGUUCUGUGCCUCGAGGUCGUCACACUUAAAUUCACAUUUUUGUUUGCACUGCUCACUCUCCGGUCGCCAGCCGAACACGUAUUUUCUCAGCUUUCUCGCCUCGAAAGGAGUUAGGCCCAUGUCCUUGAAAACAGCCUCAUCAAGGUCGGCUAGCAGUUUUCCAUCGAUUUGAUUCUCUUUAAAUUUCUUCUUGUGCUUCUCAAGUUUUAUAGUGCUCAAUAUUACACCUACAUUUUCAACACCACUUGUCAAUAAUUCCAAUUGGCUUUUCUUCAUAUUGUCGUAGAACUUGCGAAAGUUGUCUCUUUCGUGAGUAGAAGAUCCCUGUUCCAAUUUAACCCUCGAUUGAACGGCUUUAGAACUACGAAGCUUAUUCGAGAAUGUAUGCCUGCGUUCAAGUGGAUGGUUUUCUGGCAGCGGUGGCGGUGACGCAGCUGAUCGUACCCUCGUUAACGAGCGUUUCCUUGGAGCAGAUGAUUUCGUUGCACCGAGCGUCCUUCGAACACCGUCGAUAAUAUCCAUCGAAACAUAGGUAUCGCCUGGUAUUUCUUCGUAAAUCCCGCUAUCUCCACCAUCAGAUAAAGCGCCGUUUUCUCUCACCACAACUAUUUCAGGCCUACUUUGCUUCAGUUUCAAAUUCUCUGAUUUGGAACCGCGUAAUUUUGACUUGACUCUUGAAAGAAAUCCUGUACUUUUUCUUUUGGGAUCGUUUCUUUGAAUAGGCACCUCGUAAUGGUUGCUAUCUUGAUUGAUUUUUGACAAUCCACCAGUUUCUUCGCUGUCCGACAAAUUUUUCGCACCUUCUUUUUGUAACGGCAACUCAGACGCUUUGUCUAUGGCAUCGUAGGGCGCAAAGCAGACGUAACCACCUUCACCGAGAACUUCUCCUUAGACAUAUAGUCGCGAAACGAAUCCAAAUCGAUAAGUUCCGAUCUUGGAUCGAAAGACUGUCCUUGGUUUCUUCGGGCAUUCGCCAUCGGUCGCACUUUUAUGUCGAAAGUUAAAGGAAAAGCAGUGGCGUAAGUCUUGCCUUCGAACUUUGUAGUCGCAAACACCAGAGUUUCGCUGACGCACUCAUGAAGCUCGAUAACUCCAACGGUUUCGCUUACUGUAUUCUUCUUACUUUUAUCAACAAAUUUAACUAGCAAAGGCAGUUCCUUACUGCAGAGAUCACUUAGCGAAUAUUCUUGAUCGCUCUCAGCACAUGCGCAAUAUUCUCCGCCAAAGUCAAUCGGCAUUCGAAUAUGUUUUCCCCGUUGAUUUCGAAAAUGAAGAAAAGUAGGCCCGUUUGGGCCACGUUCAGAUAGCAAUAUCUUCAGUCUGUCGCCGUUUUUUACAAGAUUUGAAUCCUUCCGCCCUUUUGAUACAACCUCGACGUAUUUUGGCCGCGGAUUGGCUAUUGAAAGCUCACGAAUACCCUUGUAUUUUGUACCGUCUUGCUGCGAAACAAGCUUGAUUUUGAAAGGACACUUAAUUGGAAUGUUAAUGACCUUGCCAUCAGAGCCUGUUCCUUUAAAAUGUGUCACAUCCUCUUGGCUUUGAAUCGUAAUCAGCUGUCCACUGGCUAAGCUCUCGGUUUCAUUCAACAUGUAACCUUCAUCGACCAUAACAAGAAGUGGCAAGGAAAAAUUAUCGAAGAUUUCUUUCAGGGGGUAGCACAACUCACUCCAUUCGGCAAUUUUCGCUUCAUCCAUUCUUAUUAAGUUUCCUUGUGAUGAAAUGAAAGUUUUUCGAUGUUUUGUUUUUCUGCAGCUCCUAAAAACAGAGUCAAACACAGAUACUUCAAAAACUUAUUAAAGCAAAAUUAUACGGGUCUGGCUUUUGUUUUCAUUCUUGCAAGUGAUGAUUAUUUUUGAUAAUUAUAACUUAAUUAAUGAUAAUUUUUUUUGAUAAUGUACAAUAAAUGCGCAUGAACAAGACUCAAGAUGUUAUCAAGUUCUAUUGCAUCAAACAUAGUGAACACACGAUAUAUAUAUUUGUAUUACUUGAUGUAAGAAUCAUCCAAUUCAUACGUUGUUCUUCACGUCUUUCUAAAGUUCUCACAGGCAGCAUUAAUACUUUUCCCACGCAAUAUUACAGCAUCAGUUCAACCAAAGUAUUGUAUUUCCUCUUUCCAAAAUAGUCCUAAAUUAUCACUGCCAUCGUUAAGAACAGUUGGGAAAUAUAACGUUGUGUCAUCAAAGGCCAAUUCAUUCUGGAACGACCUUGUUAAAUUGCGGUUACAUGCUGUCUUUGUAUAAAACCGAAACGGGAAAGGAAAAGAUAUCUUAGUCAUUAUUAAUAUCUCUGAGGCGAGAUAAGCUCAUUACAUCAUAAAUACAUUGCUGUAAGCUUGGUGUUCUGGCCAAACUCAAAUGAGAUCUUGUAGACAUAUUGAUAGAAUGUAAAGCUUGUUUGUGACCAGCCUUUGCUUUAUCGAAUUUUAGGCCUUAAGGAACUGUCCAAUAAAAACCUUCUUUUUUAAAUUCUGUAUUCUUAUUUUUUUGCCAUCAUUGCCAAUUAUUGACAAAUGUUAUCUAUAUUUGUAUCUAUAUUCAAAUUAUAUUUAAAGUUAAUUGUAUUAUGUUACCACCUUAAGUUAUCUCGUCAACGUAAGAUUUUUAAUCGGGUAUAAAAAUUAUCAAACAUCGCCUCAUCAAUAAGGACAUUGCUAUAUUAGAAGUUUGAUGAUUCAAGGUAAGACAUGUUAGCUGUUACUGCGAGUUUCAUUCUUGCACACUCAUCGUGCUAAGAGACUGAGGAUAAGCUUGUUAUAGAUAAGGACAACGCAUAUAAAUAAGGAGUUGAUUUUUUGAAGAAAAUUUUGUUAAGUAUCUGCUAAAAGCCAUUCGUGACAGCUUUAUCCCGUAAUCAUCUGACUCUAUCCAGAAUUAGGAGUGCAUCUGGUGGACUUGUGGAUGGUAAGAGAAUUCAUUUUCAAGUUGUAUCUCAAAAGUUUCACAUCAUUUCCUUCACGAAGCAAUUUUAUGUACAGUUGUCAUUGAACAAGUAACGCUGAAGACCACUACAAAAAUAUUUAUGAUAUUUAUAAACUGCGAUGCCAAAAUUAAGAUCUCAAAUAUUUUUAUAUAUUCCACUUGAAAAUUUUCACUUACCAGCUUCUGCGUUUGAAAGUGAAUCGCUACUUUCUGCUUGCGUCUGCGUGAGAGUACAAUUUUCAUGUGAAAUUCUUUAGUUCAUUUUCUUAGGCCACUGAAAUCGGUGGUACGGCUUUUGUCAUUGUUUUAGUCAACGAUGGAAAACCUUUAACACCUAACUUCAUAGAGGAAUUCAAUAAAAACUUUACUUUCAGAUUACAGUAUUGUUUGUUGUCAUUGAAGAUUAAAUCGCCAU